This is a messenger RNA of Oldenlandia corymbosa var. corymbosa, 1391 nucleotides long. The record is from the annotation of a GenBank genome assembly. NCBI's taxonomy places the organism in Eukaryota, Viridiplantae, Streptophyta, Magnoliopsida, Gentianales, Rubiaceae.
CUAUGAUUGAAAUGGAGUCCUCUUUGAACGUGGAGAGAAAAAGGGUAAUUCCUCUUGUAAUCACUUCACUGAUAUGCCUAGUCCUAUGUGCCAUCUCCUUCAAUCUUGGGGUGAUUUUAUCACUCACAUCUAUUAAUUCCAUGUACUGGAUUUCCCCUGUUGUCAAUCACACUAGCCAAUUCUAUGUUGAAUCCAAGAUUCCGAAACUCCAACCUCAAAUUCCAGCUCCUCCAGCUCCUGCAUCAUUGCCUCGCUUUGCUUAUUUCAUAUCAGGAACAAGAGGUGAUCUUGAAAAGCUAUGGAGAACCCUGCAGUCACUGUAUCAUCCCUGGAACUAUUAUGUAGUUCAUUUGGAGCUGGGAUCCACAUUGGAGGAAAGGCUGGAGCUUGCUUCUCGGAUUGACAAAGAUCCCAUUUUUAAUAAGGUGCAGAAUGUCCUAAUGAUAACCAAAGCUAAUAUGGUUACUUAUAGAGGUCCAACCAUGGUUUCCAACACGCUUCACGCUUGUGCCAUUCUUCUCAAGACAUACAAACACUGGGAUUGGUUCAUCAAUUUAAGUGCCUCUGACUAUCCAUUGGUGACUCAAGAUGAUCUUCUGCAUGUCUUUUCUGGUCUGGACAGAGAAUUGAACUUCAUCGAACAUACCAGCCGAUUGGGUUGGAAAGAGGCUGUUAGGGCCAUGCCUUUGUAUGUAGACCCUGGGCUAUACGAAGAUACUAAGUCUCAACUCUUCAGGGUGUUCCCUGAAAGACAACUGCCCACCGCAUUCAAACUUUUUACGGGUUCAGCAUGGACAAUCCUUUCGCGUCCAUUCUCCGAGUACUUGAUCUGGGGUUGGGAUAACCUUCCCAGAACCCUCCUCAUGUACUAUUCCAAUUUUGUGUCUUCUUCCGAAGGCUAUUUCCAGACUGUUAUUUGCAAUUCCCCUGAAUUUGUUUCCACCGUCGUCAACAGUGACCUGCAUUACAUCUCUUGGGAUUAUCCCGCAAACCAGCACCCCCACAUCCUCAACAUCAACGACACCGCCAAAAUGAUCGCGAGCGACGCCCCCUUUGCGCGUAAAUUCAAGCAUAACGACAUUGUGUUGGACAAGAUUGACGCGGAACUCCUUGGCCGGGAAAAUGGUUCCUUCACCCCUGGUGGCUGGUGCUCCGGCAAUCCCCCUUGCUCCGAGGUCGGAAACCCCACAAAACUCAUACCAGGACCGGGCGCUGAACGGCUUACUCGCCUUCUUGCUAGGCUGGUUUAUUCUGCAGAAUUUACAGAAAAGCAAUGCAUGAAGUAGUGUUUUCAAGUUUAAACUUCCAGAUGCAAAAUAGGGGCAGUGAGUCACAAUAAAAGUUUAUGAAUGAAAAAAGUUUUAUGAAUGACUUAAAGAGUACUUUACAAC